Salvelinus fontinalis (brook trout) is the source of this 2120-nucleotide messenger RNA. RefSeq names its product dachshund homolog 2-like. The transcript is spliced from 2 exons. NCBI's taxonomy places the organism in Eukaryota, Metazoa, Chordata, Actinopteri, Salmoniformes, Salmonidae. The record is from RefSeq and is a predicted model, not a curated record. Bases 187 to 828 code for a protein of 213 amino acids.
CAGUGAAUCAGAUGGUUCUCAUUCUAGCCACCGCACUUGUGAGAUAGGUAGUUAGUUGCCCAUUGCCGACUAUCCGACGGGAGCGAGAGUGCAUGUGAAACAGCGAGAGAAAAGAGUGAGCGAGAAGUAGAAACAAAACGUAAAGGGUGAGACAGAGAGUGAGGAAAAUAAGAAACUUAAGAAGCUAUGGCCGUGUCAGCAACUCCGCCGGUGCUUUCCCCAACAUCUAAUCCGGGGGCUGGCAGUUUAUUCCGCUCCGAUCCGCUGUAUACAAGCCCGGCCGAGUCCCCGAGAUUGACAAGCAGCUUGAUCAACUCUUUCAUCAGCAGCGGAGGAGGCGGUGGAGGAGGAAAUGGAAACGGCACAAGCGGCAAUAACGAGUGCAAAAUGGUUGAGGUGCACGGGGUCAAGGUAGCCUCGUUCAACGUGGACGGUCAAGAACUCAUCUGCCUGCCGCAGGUCUUCGACCUCUUCCUGAAACAUCUGGUCGGGGGUCUGCACACCGUCUACACCAAGCUGAAGCGGCUGGAUAUAUGCCCCGUCGUGUGCACGGUUGAGCAGGUCCGGAUUCUGCGGGGGCUUGGGGCUAUUCAGCCUGGGGUGAAUCGCUGCAAACUCAUCACCCGCAAGGACUUCGAAGCGCUCUACAACGACUGCACCAAUGCCAGCUCCAGGCCUGGCCGCCCACCGAAGCGUUCCCUGGGGGUAGCGAUGCAGGAGAGCUCCAGGCUUCUUCCCCACAGUGUCCACGGCCUAUUGUCACCCGGCCUCCUCUCAUCCAUGUCGCCCGGAGGUAAGAUCUCUCUCAUCCAUGUGCAGCCACCCUAAACAUGCACACAACCUCCAGUGAGUCUCACUCAAAGCACCCCAAUAAAAAAGCUAAUUUACCCUCCACUCGCUAACCUCUACCUCGCAUUAAUUAUGUAUUUUAACGGUUUGAUGAAAAUAGACAGCCAUCAGGUGUCCUAUACGGUAGCCUCGGAUUUGUCACAUUUUGAUGAAAGCGAUUCUGUUAUCUUUCUUUUGAGAUCCCUGUCUCUGUUUCCCGGCGCCUUUCUUUCUCCCCCUCCCCUCAUCUCCACCCAAUCCCCCUCUUUCUGCAAAUCAGUUCCUAUUGAUUUUCUCCUCUGUCCUUCACUGGCCACUACUGCGUCUCAAACAGAGGUUAUGCUAUUGGAUUUCUGUAGCGUUUUCUCACACAUGCAUUUGCUCUCCCUCUCUUUCUCUCUUUCUCUCUCUCUCAUCCUCUCCCCCUCUCUCAUUGCCGUAGGCCUUUCCUUCUCGUUCCGCCUCUUUAUACAAUUGCAAUAUGCAAGAAUCUAUUUGGUGAAGUUGUGUUAACAUUGUUGCAUCAACACCAUGCCUGUCACUAUGCUUAGGUGUAAUCUGUGUGUGUGUGUUUGUACACAUGUGUUUUGUGUGUGUCUGUGUGUUUUGUGUGUCUCUGUGUGUUUUGCAUUUAGCUGUCUAUUUGAAAAGUGUACCUACAGCAAACUAUAGGUUCUGUCUUGUUAAGCACAUUUUUGCUUGUCUUUUUAUAUAUUUCUUCUUUGAAUUGCUGAUGGUGGCGGCAAUUUAGUCCUCACAAUGGCCAGUAAGGUUAUUGAUUUGUGCAGACGAGGAGCCAGAGCAGUCAGUUAGCCAUGCUAGUGAUUGAUUUCAGAUGACCUGUGUUAUUAUUCUCCUCUCUUGCAGUGGGUGGGACUUCUUUAAAAUGCACAUCAAAAUCAUUUACGUUUUUCUCCUCGCGGUGCGUUAGUGUUUUACUCAGCCCAGGUAAUAGAAGUGCUUGUCUACAUGUCUGUCAGAUGACAAGACACAAUUAGAGGCUAUAUUGGUGGCAAUUGAGUCGUAUCUUUUGAAUAUGUAGUUUAAUGUGAUAAUUAUAUACAACCUUUCGUUAUUUGGAUAUUAUUUUCUUUACCUUUAACGACCAAGCAGUACAUGUUUUGUUUUAGAUACGAAUGUUUUCAGCGUUUUUUUUAUUUUUAUGAAUGAUAAAAAAUCUAAAAUCCUCAAGUCGCUCCCAUUUCUUGAUUUGAUUUGAUUUCUUGAUAGCACAGACAGGGGGACAUUAUUCCUGAAUGCCUUUUCAUUAGGUUGAUGGGACAACCUGCAUU